Messenger RNA from Struthio camelus australis, 1364 nucleotides. Lineage: Eukaryota; Metazoa; Chordata; Aves; Struthioniformes; Struthionidae. The record is from RefSeq and is a predicted model, not a curated record.
AAUUCAUAUGAGCCCUAAGCAGAAUUUGCAGUAUGGUUGGCUGGCUUAUAUGUUGGGAGACAGAGCUACUAAAAAGUUCAAAGAAUACAGCAAAAUUUUUACAGUGGAGGGCAACUUAUCUUCUGGGAAGGGCAAGCUUGCACAACAACUAGCAGAAAAAUUAGGAAUGAAAUAUUUCCCAGAAGCAGAUAUUCAUUAUCUAGACAGAAUCACAGGAGAUGGAACACUGCUGGAUGAGAAAUUUAAUGGCUUUUGUAGCCUAGAGAAAUUUUACAAUGAUCCAAAAUGUCCUGAUGGAAAUUCGUAUCGACUGCAGGCUUGGCUGUUUGGUAACCGUGUUUUACAGUAUGCUGAUGCGUUGGAGCAUCUGCUGAGCACAGGACAAGGUGUGGUGAUGGAGCGCUCUCCCUACAGUGAUUUUGUGUUUUUGGAUGCAAUGUUUAAACAAGGCUACAUCCACAAACGAUGCCUUGAUCACUACAAGGAGAUCAAAGAGAUCAGUAUUUGUGAAUUUCUACCACCUCACUUGGUCAUUUAUGUAGAUGUACCUGUCUCAGAGGUACAGAAGAGGAUUCAAGAGAAAGGAGAGCCAUAUGAAAAAAAGGUGUCUACUGCUUAUCUCCAGAACAUUGAAGAUGCUUACAAGAAAACUUUCAUACCACAGAUCAGUGAGUCCAGUGAAGUUUUGCAGUAUACUGCAAGUGAGGCAGAGGAUGUGGAGAAGGUGAUUGAAGACAUCGAGUACCUGAAGUUUGACAAGGGGCCUUGGCUGGAACAGGAUGAUGUUUCUUUGCAUCAUUUAAGACUUUAUGUUCAGGACAAGGAUGGAGUACUAGACCCUGCAGCCAUCCCUCGUUUCAUUCCAGAAAUAACAAUUGGAGGCACUGAGUAUGAUAAAAUUUAUUAUGAAUAUCGAUCGCUUCCUGGUCGCAAUUUUAGGAAAGGCUACAAUGCUGAUGUUGGUGACAAGUGGAUCUGGCUGAAAUGAAAUCUGCCUCGCUUUGAAGCCCUAACAGUGAUCGACCAGAGAACUUGAGUGAAGAAGAAGCUGAGUGCAGCAUGCCUGCUCUGCAUCAAUUCUGUGUAGGACGGAAAAAAUGCUGGGUAAUUCAUUUUCCAGCUACAGAAUAAAAGAAUAGACUCAAAGAAAGCAAAUUGCUUUAUUCUGGUUUAUUCCUCACUGAUGAAUUCAGGAUGCUCUUUCUUUGAAUGUUAUGUAGUAUAUGUAUAAAAGAUUAUCUGAUGUUACAGGGAAGACUUAAAAUCAAUUAUGAGCUUUCUCUUCAUCAAGACUGUGACAUAUAGUAUUAUACAUAUCGUUGCUGUUGUGUUAAAUCAAGAGAAAUUAAAUCUAUAUCCUCCUA